UCUUGGUCUUGCUCCCGUCUGCUGCCGCCUCUGCUCGACUCUCCUACAUCGUCGCUCCCUCCCGGCCGACCCUUCUCUGCUCCCCACCCUUCCCUCGUCGCACCCAUGGACUACUUCUUUGGCUCCGGCUCCACCGGCCCCGAUCCUAGCAAGCGCAAGCUCUGCGUCCGAAUCGGCCCCAACACCCAGAACCUCAAGGUCUACAACGUCAACGACGACUCACAGCCCCAAUUCGUGGACUCUGAGUAUUUCACCGGCCACAUUGCCGUGCGAGUCAAGAACUUCAGGGGCUUCACUCCCGACGACACCCCUCCCAUCGCCAUCACUCCUUACUUUGGUACCCGAAGAAGACUCUUCUCGAUUCAGUUCUCCGGACGCUUCCGAAAGGAGUACAGUGUCGACGACGUCGUCUUCGGCGCCGAGUUUGAGAACAAGGUCAACCCUCCCACCGGCACCUGGGUCGCUCUCAAGUUUGCCAACCUCAUCGAUCCCGCUCUCCUGGCCGAUGUUUAUGCCGAGAAGCCCUGGCUUUACAGCCCCAUGCUCUGCUCGAUGAACACCCUCAACGUCCAGCCCUCCAGCACCGCUCUUCCCUCGGUAUCGGCCGGGCACUCUGUCUCGGAGCUGGCCUCGAAAGUGCAAACAACUCCCUCGCCCGCAGAGCUCCUUGGCGCAUGGACAUGGGGCGGCGAGGUCGAGCUGAAGGAGGAGAACACCUUGAUGUUCGAGGGCAUCGACGAUGUGGCUGUGGCAAGCGAUGACGUCAACGAGCGACGUGCGUACUUCCGGGACCAGCAGACCCGCCAGGACACCAUCUUCAAGCCCAGCCAAGUGUACCACUGCGAGAUCUUUGCGCCAUUCAUCGACCUGAACACAUUCGAUCUCAGCCUGGGCAUCAACAUCAACCUGCUGCGCUACCUCAACGACCAGCCCAUCCGCUUGAUGGCCAAGUCCCAGAAGGACAACACGCCCUUCUUUGUCAUCGAGUUUGACCUGAGUCAAGAGAUUGAUUCAUAAGCACCUUGCCGGAUGCCGAUCCUAACCCUCUCCCCCAUUUCCAUCGUUGUUGCACUUGUUGCUCUUGUUUGGUCCAUAUGUUCUCGAGCCCUGGGUCCGUAAAGCAGUCGUGUCUGAGUGAGGUCUCUGAUUUGUAGGCGUCGUCGAUGUGCUGGUGGCUGCUGGAUGAGAAUACGAGGCACUCUUUCUUGCUCCACAACGCUUCCCAACCCUCUCCCCUUCCUUCACUUCCUGCUUGAUAAUGUACAAUAUGUUUUUGACUCGGCAGAUCAAAAUCAAUCACUCUCACCUCUCCAUGC
Polychytrium aggregatum is the source of this 1316-nucleotide messenger RNA. RefSeq lists its product as uncharacterized. The record is from RefSeq and is a predicted model, not a curated record. NCBI's taxonomy places the organism in Eukaryota, Fungi, Chytridiomycota, Chytridiomycetes, Polychytriales. The transcript has 3 exons. The coding region runs from base 106 to 1017 and encodes 303 amino acids.